This is a messenger RNA of Corylus avellana, 636 nucleotides long. RefSeq lists its product as uncharacterized. Gene Ontology annotation, biological process: regulation of systemic acquired resistance. NCBI's taxonomy places the organism in Eukaryota, Viridiplantae, Streptophyta, Magnoliopsida, Fagales, Betulaceae. The record is from RefSeq and is a predicted model, not a curated record.
CCGAGAAGUAGCGUAGAAGCAACCUAGAAAUUAGGUGCAUGCUUCUUCCAUGGAGGCUAUGGAGCUCACUACUGCAACCAACAAGAGAAAGAUUAGCCAUGAUAUUGAAGAUCAUCAUCAGGAGGAAGAAGAUGAUGAUGAACAAAAAAUAGACAAGUUCUUUGCUCUUAUCAAAAACCUUCGCGAGGCUCGCGACCGUUUGAUGAGUGGCUCGAGUGCAUUCAACGGGGGAGAUGAUCAGAACAGGAGGCUCAAGAGGAAGGUCGGGGAAGAGAAGCUGGCUGUAGUUUGGAAACCCUCGUUCCAACGUGAAGAUUUCAUGGCGCCGGAAGAGGCGGCGGCGGCGGCGGUGGCGGUGGCGGCUCCGUUCAAAAACCCUCCGCCGGUGACGGCCUUGUUAGUGGGUUCUUCUUCUCAGAGAGGAGGAGGUAAUAAGGAAAAUGAUACAGAAGGGUUAGACCUAAGGCUCUCACUCUAGCGUUUGCGCUUUUUGCAGAAUAUUAAUUAAUUGCAUGAUUAUCUACUAUGGAUGAUGUAUGAUUCAUACAUCAUGAAUCAUGAUGUAUGUGAUUAAGUGGAGGAAUAUGCAGACCCCUUUUAUCUAUUUAUUAUUUAUUUAUUUGGAAUUAUGGACUA